CAUUGGCUUCUACUUUGCAGAAUGUAGCAGCCUUCCCUUCUGCCAAGAUGUUCAGAAUGAAGAGAUUUAUGCAGAAGGUCUGGAUUCUUCUGCAUGUGUGCCUGUCUACCAUCAUUGGGAAAACCUGCAUGCUAUUCUUUCCAGGUACUGUAAAGAGAUACAUCCUGAAGCAGGGAGGAAAGAGCGGAAUAGGACAGAACCCAAAAUUCAUCUAUGAAAAUUGGGGUCCAACUUUCUUCAGCUUCCCAUACUUACUCUUUGUCUUGAAAGUCAAAUGGAAAAGACUGGAAGAUGAAGCCCUUCAAGGCUGUCCCGCUCCUAACACCCCCGUAGUGGAUCUCAGCGGGGAAAUUCAUCACAUCCUGGAUUUCAUGCAUGGCAACAGACCUUUGGUCCUAACAUUUGGAAGUUGUACCUGACCUUCAUUCAUAUUCAAAUUUGGCGAGUUUAAUAAACUUGUUGAAGAUUUCAAAUCUAUAGCAGACUUUCUUGUAAUCUACAUUGAAGAAGCUCAUGCCUCAGAUGGAUGGGCUUUUAAGAACAAUAUUGUUAUUAAAAGUCACCGAACCCUCCAAGAUCGUAUACAGGCUGCGCAGAUCCUCCUAAAAGAGCAACCCUUAUGUCCAGUGGUUCUAGACACAAUGGAAAACCUGAGCAGUAACAAAUAUGCAGCUCUGCCAGAAAGACUGUAUGUGCUUCAAGAGGGAAAGGUUGUGUAUAAGGGUAGUCCAGGACCUUGGAAUUAUUGCCCACAAGAAGUACGUGAACUUCUGGAAGAACUUUAAAUCUAAAAAAGCACCCCAAAGCAACCUGUUUGUGAGCAGCACACACACUCCAUCGCCUGAUUACAUUUUUAAAAAGUAUUUUUAUUUAGAAGAGGCUGUAUACAUAUGGAAAGGAUAAGGUAAAACUUAUACACUGUUAAGUAUCCAGCAGUCAUGAACUCUCAAUUAAAUACGAACACAAACAAUAAAUUAAGCUUCUAUUUAUUAUAUUUACCCCAGAUGACCUGCAAAUGCUAAUCUCCAUCCUUGUAACUGCCACGGAUAGAUGCACAUAAUGCUCUAGACAUUUGAAAAGUGUUCUUGUGAUUUUUUUUUGUGAAGCAAGCCAUUCAAUUGAAAUGACUCACCAGAGUUUCAACUGUAUUUGAAAUUACUGUUAAUUCUUUUAAUGGUAUUGAAAUGUUAUAAUGGAAAUAGGAUCACAUGAUGGCUGGCUUCAUAUAAAUCAGCCUCUAGGUGGUCAGACAGGGCAGCGACCUCUUCUGUAGCAACAGGAGUAUUGCACUGUACAUUUUCCUGUCAUAUUCCUCCUAUAGAGCUGUAUUGGGAACUGUUAGUCUGUGGUCAUUUAGAAUUGCAAGAUAUUCUGAACAAAAGCAGUCUUUGUACAGAACCAAGAUUUCUGGAUGCCUGUGUAGGGGAUAGGACAUUGCUGCAGCACCAGCUGAUAUUUGUAGCAGAUUAAUAUGCAUGACUACUCCUAUCAAACUCCUAGCAUGUGCAGGUGCAUAUGAUCCUUUGAACCCAGACCCCUUCACUUUAGGACAGAAGCACAAUCACACCUAUACUUAGUAGUGUUUGCAGAGAAGAACUUUCUGAAUGGAAUAGUUGUAAUAAUUUUCUUAUUUUUGUUUCUAUUAAUAUUUGUUUAUGAUAGCCAUAGUUUAAAACAUAGAGAACUAUGACCUGAUAUGGAAAAAAUAUUUAUAGAAACAAGAUGCUAAAUUAAACAAUAUUAAACUAUGUCCAAAAAA
Candoia aspera is the source of this 1759-nucleotide messenger RNA. RefSeq names its product iodothyronine deiodinase 1 (gene DIO1). Gene Ontology annotation, molecular function: thyroxine 5'-deiodinase activity. NCBI's taxonomy places the organism in Eukaryota, Metazoa, Chordata, Lepidosauria, Squamata, Candoiidae. The transcript has 4 exons. Gene Ontology annotation, biological process: thyroid hormone metabolic process. The record is from RefSeq and is a predicted model, not a curated record.